Paraglomus occultum is the source of this 202-nucleotide messenger RNA. The record is from the annotation of a GenBank genome assembly. NCBI's taxonomy places the organism in Eukaryota, Fungi, Glomeromycota, Glomeromycetes, Paraglomerales, Paraglomeraceae.
AUGGUCCACGCACUCUCUAUCAAACCUUAUACGAUCUUUCAAAUCCGCUUAGAAAAUGAUACCCUGACUAUGCGUGGUGCUCCUCAAGAGUCCGUUGGAUGUGUGCUGCGCGGGCAGCUGGUACUCGCUCUGUCCGAAACCACCAAAGUUAAAGAGAUUAAACUGGUAUUUGAAGGAAAGUCGAAAGUGACAUGGAUGGAUC